Molecule: messenger RNA, 6692 nt
Organism: Coregonus sp. 'balchen'
Lineage: Eukaryota; Metazoa; Chordata; Actinopteri; Salmoniformes; Salmonidae
Source: the annotation of a GenBank genome assembly
AUGCGAUUGGCUGUGGUCUUGGGGGUGGCACAGCCUGGGAGACAGGGCUGCCUGUCAGGCAUCAUUCAGGGCUUAAAUGCCCCACGAGGGCUUAACUGUCCCAAGAGCAGUAGCUCAAGGUAAGGGACAUUUAGCUUGCUCUCAUUCUAACUUAUAAACUGAUAAUGAGCUCCAAACACAAAUUAAAGCAUGAUGUUAGCAUAAAAUGUACCAUCCCUUAGUGUAGCGAUCAAUAAAAACGUAUGCGCGGAUCCACUGUGGGCUCUGCAACCUUAGCCAUACUGCCAAUCUAUCAUCAAUACUUCCACUCCUAUUUAUAGAGUUUAUCUCAUGAUUUCGACAAAACAACUUUUGUUAUUUCGGGAUCAUGAGAUAAAUAAAUUGUGAUCUUGACAUAAAGAGAGAAUUAUGUUUUUAUUCAUAUGUCCUCUCUGGACUUCCGUAUAUAUCAGUACACUCUUAACCACUUAAUCAUUACGAAACUUCUAUUCGAUCAAAUAAGAGACACCUAGCAAAUAAGACAUUCUAUUUUUUCAACACUCUCAUUGAUCUCCGUACAAAAACUCUGCGCUUGGUGAGAAAAGAAAAGAGGAAAAAACGCCACAUGCUGGAGAAGAUUUUGGGCCCAGUUAUCCAUCUCGCUUCGCCUCUUCCUCUCUGGCUAAAUUCAUUGAAAUCAAUUCAUUGAAGUCUUGUUGAAGGAGUUCCAGUCACAGUCCUCACUCCUGAUCCUAACCAGGGACGUGGUUUCAUCCUCACACAGCAGGGACUAUAACCUCCGCUGCCACAGAGGGUAGCCUAACCACACAUGGUCUAGUCUACAGAGUGUUGUUUUGAGAGUGUGUAGAGUAAGCAUCUCAUGUUGCAUGGCACACAUAGGCUUUUAGGCCUAGAAUGUGGUGAUGUCUGUCUUUCCUCUUCACAGGGGUGUCCGUUACCUCAGCAAGCCCUGUCCUCAGCGCUACGCCAUGAUCGGAGAGUUGUUGAGCAGAGAGGAGCAUGAUAUUGUCCUGCUGCAAGAGGUUGGUGCACACACACACACACACACACACACACACACACACACACACACACACACACACACACACACACACACACACACACACACACACACACACUGGUCUGUUGUGUUCAUAUUUUGGUGAGGGAGGUCCACUAUGUUACACCCCAUUCCACUAAUCUCACAGCUGCCUCCAAUGUCUGGGCAUUCUGCCAAAGCCGUAUUCAUACCAAAUACUGUAUACAUGUACAUACCACGUCCAUACCACGUCCGUACCACGUCUAAACCACAUCCAUACCACAAACUCACCCCAAAGCAAUCCCUUUCUAUUGAGCAAGCUUUUCAACACUUGCCUUGAUGUUAUUAAUCAUUAUUACAUUGAUGGAUGCUCAUCUCCUCCUUUUCAAAAACAAAACAAAUACUAGAACAUCAAUUGUUUUACCUUUUGCGGAUCCCAGCUCUAAGGCCUUACGUUAAUCAGAACCCAGCAUACACACAGUGAUCUCUGCUCUGCACUGUACACUGCAUUCUAAUCUCAACCACAAGAAACAUUACUAUUCAUUUGUGAGGCAAUUAUUUUGUAAUAGAAUGACCUCAAAGCAGGAAGAUUAGCUAGCUGUUUAUCUUUAUACUUGUUUGACCUCUAUACCAAGGCACCAGACUAAGAUUAGUUCAAAGGCCUUGCAUUUCUAAUCCGCUCAGUAAUUCACUAAAAGAGUGGAGCAAAUGUUAAAGUCAGCUGAUUUUAGUCAGUUCGUUCUUACAGUUUAUUCAGAAGUCUCAUACACUUUGCAGCGUAUUGACUAUAUCUGGACUGGUGUAGUUUGCAGUCUUAUCAUGUGUAGCAGUCUGCAGCUGUAAGACAUGAUAACACUAAUAGGGCUAGCCUAAACACUUUACUUGAACGGUACUUAUAUUAGGACAUUAUGAGUCAUACCCUAUUCAUAAGCAGUUCAUAGGUUUACAUCGGUUAUGAAUGUGUUAUAAAGUCCUUCUGUAGGUAGCCUACCCUUAAAGGUGCAAUAUGCAGACACGUCUUUUUCUCCCUCUUUCUCUCCAUCCAGUGGAGUCAUAGGCAGUGGACUGGCCAUGUUCUCCAGACAUAGAAUCCAUGGCGCAUUUCUCUGCCGCUAUUCAUUAAACGGCUAUCCAUACAUGGUAAGUCAUCUAGUCUUUAGACAUUUGUGUGGAUACAGGUUGAUGGUUGGAUCUUUGGUAGUUAGUCAGACAUUCUCUUUAGUCCUGGCUAUGUAUCCUGUCUUCUGAUUCCAGGUCCACCAUGCAGACUGGUUAGGAGGCAAAGCUGUGGGGAUGGUCAUAUUAAACAGAGGCAGACUGACAGCACACGUCUACGUCACACAUGUAUGUGUUGCUAUCCACACUGAUACUGAUAAUAUAUUAUUGAGAAGAGAAUUGUAUUGGAUUCACCAUUUGUGUACCAUGUCUCCUAGAGGUCUGAACCAAGAGUUUGAUAUCAGACCAUUUCUUACAUGAAUAUGUCACUUUGAUUGGUCUUGCCUUCCAGGUCACCUACUAGGUCAUUUUGUAAAUAUAUAGUAUUUUCUGGAACUACUACAUGUACCCAUCUCAUUGUUAUUAAAUUAAUAGAGAUACACAAAUUGUUUUUGCACCUACCAUGCGUCAUGUCUGCAAUGGUCAUGUGAGGUGAAAUGUGUAUAUUUUGGGAUGUGAGCACAGUCUGUUUGACCUGAUGAAGAUCCGUUUCGGAUCUAAACAUUGUCAAUAAAGCGGUGAAUUGGGAGCUUUAACAGUGUGCGGGCCUUCUUGUUCUAUACUAUUGAUAUCCACACUUCUCAUCAACACGUUGCCUAUAGACACUGAUCCCAGAUCAGUUUAGUUAAUUUCUCCAUAAUGGUUAGGGUUAGGAUUUUAGGGAGUUUGCUGAUCCUAGAUCUGUGACUAAGGGCAGCCUCUACCUGGAGCCUUCACAUGUACUGUAUAUGAGAUGUAUCUAUCACUGAUGUGGUCACAUACACAUAUUUAGCAGAUGUUAUUGCGGGUGUAGCGAAAUGCUUGUGUUCCUAGCUCCAACAGUGCAGUAGUAUCUAACAAUUCACAACAAUACACACAAAUCUAAAAGUAAAAUAAUGGAAUUAAGAAAUAUAUAAAUAUUAGGACGAGCAAUGUCGGUGUGGCAUUGACUAAAAUACAGUAGAAUAGAAUACAGUAUAUACAUAUGAAAUGAGUAAAGCAGUAUAUAAACAUUAUGAAAGUGACCGGUGAUUCCAUGUCAAGGUGCAGGGUUGAGUAAUUGGAGGGAGAAGGACUCCUACCUACCUCAUAGAGUGGGACAGGCAUGGGAGCUGCAGCAGUGUAUAUGGUAAGGAGCCUAAAACUCAAUGCACACAGCCUCUCUUGACAUUUUAAUUUCAAUGUAAUUUUAACGGGUGUUGUUUUGAUUUAUUGUGUUAGUCAUACCUCCAGUGGAGAAGACCUGGGGAUUUUUGGCGGAGAUCUGAACAUGCAUCCCCAGGACCUUGGCAACCGGUUGCAUCUGGGACAGUUAUACAGAGACUGCUCAGUUUGAUGUAUGAUAAUCACAUUAAUGAUGUCCAGUGUUGUUCUUUUUUUAUUUGAAAUGUACAGUAACUGAAAUAUCUUGUAGGAGAGGUGAAUAAGGAAUGAUAUUUGUAUGAAUUGUGGACAUGCUUCUAAUACUUAUUAUAAUGUUAUGUUAGAAUGAAAAGCUGUUAAUGAUCCUUUCUCUGUAGUGCUGUGAGGACGUCAUCACUCUUGUAGCAGAUAACCCUUUCAUCAAUCCCAAAGAGCUCUGUCCCUUUGAGAAGGACAUCCAAAUAGACUGCAUCCUCUACAAGGUGACAGAGUGAGAAGGAUAGUUGGAUAUCCGGCUUUUGUUUUAAUUUGUAACUAACUUUCAUAUUUGACUAACAGUCUGCCAAUGUGUACUGAACAAUAAAUGUGCCUACAUUUCACAAAAUAAAAUAGACAUUGAUCAUUGAAUUGAUGGUAAAUCUUGUACACUAAAAAGUGUGUUGUAUCAUUCCCAGGGGUCAAGUAGAGUGUCUAUCCAGUGUAAGUCUCUGUCCACCACCAAAGGUUCUGUCCCUGACCAUCCCCUCCCUUACUCUGACCACGAGACACUGAGCACUGAGCUGCAGCUGCAGACCCUGAUGCAGACGCUGCAGGCUGGAGGGGACGACACAGGGGAGAGCAGGACUUUGCUGCAGGUACUCAUUCUAAGUCCAGAUGUGGUCCAUUACGAUUUGAUAUGCAACUUUUAGUAUUUGUUUAAUAUUGUUAUUUUGAUUCUAACAGCUUCAAGAUAAUCGAUAUUCACCACACUACAUUCUCUAUGGACAACAUACCAUUCCAGUUACAAUGUUAGGUACUAGGAUUGGAUUUUCUCUUUGUCCUUCGUAAGCUGAGCUAGUGGACAUAGUGACAGAGGCCCGUACUGUGCUGUGCACUGUGCUGACAGAAUGCGUUACACGGCAACCCGUACAGGGAUGAUGGGUGUCACGUUCGUUAGAGUGAGUAGACCAAGGCGCAGCGUUGAAAGCGAACAUACUUUAUUAAUCGAAUGAUAACACGAACAGCGAAACAAAACAACAAACGAUACGUGACAUCCAAAGGACAAACCUAACUAGGAACAAACCAACUGGAAACAAGAUCCCACAACUAUUGUGGGAAAACAGCCUCUAUAAAUAUGGCUCCCAAUCAGAGACAACCAGCAACAGCUGACACUCGUUGCCUCUGAUUGGGAACCACUCUGGCCAACACAGAAAUACAAAACAUAGAAUAUCCACACCCUGGCUCAACAUAUAGAGUCCCCAGAGCCAGGGUGUGACAGUACCCCCCCCUAAAGGCGCGGACUGCGACCGUGCCUAAACAUCAACAAACCAGGGGAGGGCUGGGUGGGCAUUCCUCCUCGGAGGCGGUUCCGGCUCCGGGCUUGACCACCACCCUUCAACCAUCCCCCCGUGGCGCCCCUGGUCCGGUCUGGCCCCGCUGGCUGGAGCUGGACUGGACAUAGUAGAAGCGGAUUGCUUAGGCUCCGGUGUGGAGCCGCUGACCGGUACCUGACCAGGCACCGGUGUCCCAGGCACGGGUUGUGCCGGACUGACGACGCACACCCCUGGCCUGGUGCGUGGAGCAGCUACGGGCCGGACCGGGCUGACGAUGCGCACCCCUGGCUUGGUGCGUGGAGCAGGAACGGGCCGGACCGGGCUGACGAUGCGCACCCCAGGCUUGGUGCAUGGAGCAGGAACGGGCCGGACCGGGCUGGCGACGCACACCGUAGGCUUGGUGCGAAGGGCAGGAACAGGCCGGGCCGGGCUGGCGACGCGCACCGUAGGCUUGGUGCGGGGAGCAGGAACAGGCCGGGCCGGGCUGGCGACGCACACCGUAGGCUUGGUGCGAGUGGCAGGAACAGGCCGGGCCGGGCUGGCGACGCACACCGUAGGCUUGGUGCGAGUGGCAGGAACAGGCCGGGCCGGGCUGGCGACGCACACCGUAGGCUUGGUGCGAGGGGCAGGAACAGGCCGGGCCGGGCUGGCGACGCACACCGUAGGCUUGGUGCGAGUGGCAGGAACAGGCCGGGCCGGGCUGGCGACGCACACCGUAGGCUUGGUGCGAGGAGUAGGAACAGGCCGGGCCGGGCUGGCGACGCACACCGUAGGCUUGGUGCGAGGAACAGGAACAGGCCGGACCGUACUGGGAACACACACCACUGGCCUUAAACGGGGAUCAGGAACGGGCCGGACCGGACUGGCAAUACACCUCAGUACCUCUCGCCGUGCCUCUACAACUUCCUUCCCUCCUCUCACCAAUGGCUCCCGUAACCCGGUGGCCUUCUCUCCUCGUCUCCCAUUUCGCCCUGUGGCAGCCUCCUGCUGCCCAGUCGCCCAUGCCGUGUGCCCCCCCCCUAAAAAUUUUCUGGGGUUGCCUCUCGUCCGUCCGACGACGACACUGUUGACGCCGUUGCUCCUCUCUCGCCAGGGCCUUAAUCUUAGCCCAUGGCCCCUUGCCCCCAAGCAUGUCCUCCCAGGACCACGAUUUGCCCACCUGGGCCAUCGCCAACCUUUCCAGCUCCUUUCCCGGCGCUUCCUCCCAUGUCCAGGCCGCCUGCUCCUGGACACGCUGCUUGGUCCUGGUAUGGUGGGAUCUUCUGUCACGUUCGUUAGAGUGAGUAGACCAAGGCGCAGCGUUGAAAGCGAACAUACUUUACUAAUCAAAUGAUAACACGAACAGCGAAACAAAACAACAAACGAUACGUGACAUCCAAAGGACAAACCUAACUAGGAACAAUCCAACUGGAAACAAGAUCCCACAACUAUUGUGGGAAAACAGCCUCUAUAAAUAUGGCUCCCAAUCAGAGACAACCAGCAACAGCUGACACUCGUUGCCUCUGAUUGGGAACCACUCUGGCCAACACAGAAAUACAAAACAUAGAAUAUCCACACCCUGGCUCAACAUAUAGAGUCCCCAGAGCCAGGGUGUGACAAUGGGUCAGGCCCUGCUGCUGUUGGAGCUGGCCAUCGCUGCUGUCCACUGGCUGGCCUUGGGAGCCAACCAGCCCUUCCCCCAGGUCUCCUUCUACCUGCUGGGGGCAUUGUUCUUCGCCAUCCUGCUCAUCACCUUCCUACUCUACUACUUCCACACCAUGGAGGUUGAGACUCUGCAGGCAGCUGAGGACCAGAUGAGGCUGGCA